Messenger RNA from Arabidopsis thaliana (thale cress), 1182 nucleotides. RefSeq names its product Homeodomain-like superfamily protein (gene MYBC1). Gene Ontology annotation, cellular component: nucleus. NCBI's taxonomy places the organism in Eukaryota, Viridiplantae, Streptophyta, Magnoliopsida, Brassicales, Brassicaceae. Gene Ontology annotation, biological process: regulation of DNA-templated transcription. Bases 214 to 960 code for a protein of 248 amino acids. Gene Ontology annotation, molecular function: DNA binding; DNA-binding transcription factor activity. The transcript has a single exon. The record is from RefSeq and is marked reviewed.
CUCAACAAUUUAUUCCGUGUUCCAUAACCCCAUGAACACAUUAUUCGAGAGAAAUGGAAUCAGCCAAUCACUCUCUUUCCUCCAUAUAUAAAAUCUAGCCAAUAUUCACAAAUAAUAACUACUUCCUUCGUUCUUUUCCUUACCAAAAGAUCCACCUCGAACCUCUCUCCUCCGUCUUCCUCCGCAGCCGCCGUCACUAUCACCGCAGCUAGAAUGAGAGAAGAUAAUCCAAAUUGGUUCCUUAGAUGGGAAGAAGAGCUUCCAUCUCCAGAAGAACUCAUCCCUAUCUCUCAAACCUUAAUCACUCCUCAUCUAGCUCUCGCUUUCCAAAUCGGAAGUCCUAAUCAUCAUCUCGGAUCAAAGAGAACCACCGCGAUUUAUCACCAGAAGCUUCAAUCCUCCACCACUCCAACAACUCCAACUCCAACUCCUCCACCGAUGAUGAUGAAUUCUGAUUUCGGCGGUGGCGAUUCCACGGAUCUUGGUUCAGGAUCAAUAGGAGGAGAGCCAGCAAGAACGUUGAAACGGCCGCGUCUAGUGUGGACGCCUCAGCUACACAAACGUUUCGUGGAUGCGGUUGGACACUUAGGGAUCAAAAACGCAGUUCCAAAGACUAUAAUGCAGCUUAUGAGCGUUGAAGGAUUGACUAGAGAGAACGUUGCGAGUCAUCUUCAGAAAUAUCGUCUUUACCUUAGGAGAAUGCAAGGCGGGAACGGUAACGGAAUCACUGGAGGACACGUCAUCGUCUCUGAUUCGGCUACUGAUCGGCUAUUUGCUAGCUCACCGGUUCCAGCUCAUUUCUUGAGCCCGGAUUACUUGAUGCCGCCAUUAGAGCAUUCGUAUAUGGGGAAACAUGUGAUUACGCAGCAAAACCAAGUGGUUCGUAAUCUGAGGUAUGAAGAUUCGGAAUAUGGUCAUGGUAGUAUGAAGAUGCUUAAGCUCUUCCCUGCCGGAAAUUAAUGAAAUAUUUGAAUUCUUAACUUCAUUUUUAUGGAAGUAAUAAUGUUUAAGGUAUGUGGAUUAUCUCUGUAAUUUGCAUUUGUCGUCAGGAUCAAUAAUCUAUUGUUAGUGUAUAUUAUUUGUUACGCGAACAAUUUAACCUUUGUAUGAUGUUAUCAUUUGAAUUCACUACAACACAGUAGCUUGUUUUUAUUUCUUUCGUCUAUUCAUUAGUUUCCCUGG